This is a messenger RNA of Striga hermonthica, 423 nucleotides long. NCBI's taxonomy places the organism in Eukaryota, Viridiplantae, Streptophyta, Magnoliopsida, Lamiales, Orobanchaceae. The record is from the annotation of a GenBank genome assembly.
AUGAGCUACUCAUCGAACGACAGCGCAUACAUAACGGGAGACAGCACGGCGAAGAAGAAAUACAAGGGCGUUCGCUGCCGCAAGUGGGGGAAGUGGGUCUCAGAAAUUAGGGUCCCAGGGACUCCCGACCGUCUCUGGCUCGGCUCAUACGCCACCCCGGAGGCAGCUGCCGUUGCCCACGAUGUGGCGUCCUACUGCCUUCGUGGCAACACGUCAUCAGGAAACUUUAACUUCCCUCUCGUCCUGCCCGCCGGUGCCGCCCUUGGGAUUUCCCCCAGGUCAGUGCAGAGGGCCGCAUCGGACGCCGGCCUAGCAGUCGACGCUCGUCUGUCGGGGUCGAGGGUCGAUUCACGACAGCAAUACGAGUGUUCGGGUAUAAACAAUCGCGACCAUCUCGAUAUCUCGGUCGACGAUUAUCUCUAG